This is a messenger RNA of Cadophora gregata, 1632 nucleotides long. RefSeq lists its product as uncharacterized. The transcript has a single exon. Bases 1 to 1632 code for a protein of 543 amino acids. The record is from RefSeq and is a predicted model, not a curated record. NCBI's taxonomy places the organism in Eukaryota, Fungi, Ascomycota, Leotiomycetes, Helotiales, Ploettnerulaceae.
AUGUCUGCCGAUUUGCCAUCCUCGAACCCUUUUCGAAGGAAAACACCUUCGACUCUCCCCUCGGCCAUGUCACAACACCCCACUGCAGACAUCCAGAUAUCCUCUCCAUACGAAAAUAUACAGUCAGGAGCUGUUGGCAUAGAGCAGACAGCUCUACCCAAGAAGAUCGCUAAGAAAGUGCGCGUGCAGUCCCCUCCUCCGCCAUCUCCAUCAACACCAUCGAUACCUGAUUCCUCCUCAACGAUUGGGGAUGAUAGCUACAAAACACCCGGCAGACCCCCGUCACCCCCGAAACCGCGGGCAGACGAUCCAUUCGAUAGUGUAAACUCGGACACAUCUGAAGAUGAGGGAUCUAAUAAGCCUACUAAAGCUCCGGCGAAUCCGUUUUCUAAAACCCUGGAGACAAUGGAAAAUCCGGAACGAGAAUUUCCAGCUGCGCAUCCACCGAAUACCGCAGCUGCAGGUAGGGCUUCUAUGGAUGUGGAGGCUUUCAAGAGACUGUUAAUGACGGGCAACGCCGGGCUGGGUACACCUCCAGCACAACCUUCGGCCCCUGCCCAUGUGGCACAUGCUGUCGGAGAUGGGGGGAGUAGCACAGAUACAUCGUCGAUAUCCCGACAGUCUAUCUUCGAGGCAGUACAGGAGCCAUUGCCGGAAUCACCUCGCACAUCACACGAGAUAUCAGAGCCAGAAGAUGACAGAAGAUUGAUAUCAGAGCCGUCAGCAGCACCGAGGAAAAAGCCCCCACCACCGAGCUCGCGCCAUGGCAAAUUGAUAAAGGUUGAACUGCGGGAUGAAGGUACACCAAAUGCACUGCAGUCGCCUCCCACGCCGGGAUCCAUCACUUCACAAAAUUACUUCAGCUCCAGUCCUCGCUCCCAAACCGAUCUCAACAAGCCCUUACCACCAGCGCCGCCUCGCGCCAGCCAUGAGUCAGAGAGAGAAUCUGUUUUUGACAAAGAAUCAGCUGGGAAGACACCAGAACCACCAUCCCCGUCCACAUCUAUACGAAAGAAGAACCCACCAGCACCGCCCCUCUCUCGACGGCAUAGCCAGAUGGUGUCCGGAUUGAAGCUGACAAGGAGUAAUUCUGCCAGAUUGUCACUCAAGCCAGAGGAAGAACUUCCGAGAAUACCGUUACAAGAGAACAGGAGGCCAUCGAUUGAUAGUGUCAGAGCCCCUCCUCCUCCGCCAUCACGGCGGCUAGGAGCAGCAAGAGGAACUUCACACACAACCUUGACAUCUCAGUCGACGGCGUCAUUGCCAGCUCCACCGCCAGCUCGAGGAUCGUCUCGAUCUUUGUCCGGAGGUAAACCUCCAUCAGUCUUAAGUUUAGAUCUCACAUCACCUAAUCCUCCUAACAAAAGAGCUUCCGUAAUGGCGCCCCCACCUCCACCACCUCGUCAUGGACGCAGUAGUAUGGAUGCCCAAUCCCCUGGCAAUUCACAGAGACCUAGCGGUGAAUACUCUCGGCGAAGCAAUGAGAGUGCUCGACGAGGCUCUAAUUUUUCAUCCGGACAACCGGAAAAAGCUACAGAACCCGCAAAUAAACAUGACAUACUGGCAGACCUCAGCAAACUGCAACGCGAAAUCGACGCGCUGCGCCAGAAUGAGACGGGGAGAAUCACAUGA